Salvelinus fontinalis (brook trout) is the source of this 4596-nucleotide messenger RNA. It is a transcript of the gene steap3, whose product is annotated as STEAP family member 3, metalloreductase. Gene Ontology annotation, molecular function: cupric reductase (NADH) activity; ferric-chelate reductase (NADPH) activity. Lineage: Eukaryota; Metazoa; Chordata; Actinopteri; Salmoniformes; Salmonidae. The transcript has 6 exons. The record is from RefSeq and is a predicted model, not a curated record. Gene Ontology annotation, cellular component: endosome; plasma membrane. The coding region runs from base 168 to 1646 and encodes 492 amino acids. Gene Ontology annotation, biological process: copper ion import.
UCGUACACAGACACAGACGGGCGGAGCGAUCUGGGCCGAGUCUUGUUGUAACGCAGUUCGUCAUCUGCAAGGCAUAUGACGGAUUCUGCUUCAUAAACAACACACUGUCAUGAUCAAAGAUAUGAUCAAGAGCCUCACAUUUAUUUUAUCAGCUCUACAGGUCCAGCAUGCCUCUUGGCGACAUGAGGACACCCCUGCUGUCCAACUCAUUUGACGCCCCAGAGGAACCCCUGCCCUGUGACCCGGGAAACCCCACAGUGGGCAUCCUAGGCUCAGGUGAUUACUCCCGUUCCCUGGCUGUGCGAUUAGUUGCCUGUGGUUAUAGGGUAGUGGUCGGCAGCCGUAACCCAAAGCAUAUAGCCACCGGACAGUUUCCUGAUGGGGUUCAGCUUCUCACACAGAGGGAGGCGAUGGUUGGCACAGAGAAGGUUGUCUUUGCUGCUCUCUACCCUGAACACUACCACACCCUGGUGGGGUUGAGGGAUGUGCUGGCUGGGAAGGUGCUGGUGGAUGUGAGCAACGCCACCAAGCUUAACAAUGGAGAGCCGUCUAACGCUGAGAGGCUGGCAGAGCUGUUCCCAGAGAGCAGAGUGGUGAAGGGCUUCAAUGUGGUCUCAGCCUGGGCCCUGCAGACUGGAGCUCAUGAUGGCAGCAGGCAGGUCCUGAUCAGCAGUGACUGUCCUGAGGCCAAGAGAACUGUGAUCCAGCUGGCUCGCAGUAUGAGUUUCCUGGCCGUGGACAUGGGAGGCCUUGCUAGCUCUAGGCACGUUGAGGACGCCCCCCUGCGCCUCUUCCCAUCCUGGGGUGGCCCCCUAAUGGUCACUUUCCUCCUCAUCCUCUUCUUCUACGGCUACAACUUCCUGCGUGGCAUUCUCAUGCCCUACCUGUCCCGGGGGCAAAACAACUUCUACCAGCUACCCCUGGAGACGGUGAACGAGACGCUGCCAGCAGUGGCCCUGGUGAUCCUGGCGCUGGUCUACCUCCCGGGACUGUGGGCUGCCGCACUGCAGCUGGCCCGAGGAACCAAGUACAGCCGCUUCCCCGACUGGCUGGACCACUGGAUGGGGAGACGCAAACAGCUAGGCCUGCUGAGCUUCCUGUGUGCCGGGCUGCAUGCGGUCUACAGUAUGUGUCUGACCCUGCGCAAGGCUUCUCAAUACAGGCUGCUGGAUGCAGCGUACAGACAGGUGAAGGCGGGAGUGGAGCAUUCCUGGGAGGAGCCUCAGGUGUGGAGAUCGGACCUUUAUCUGUCCUCUGGCAUUCUGGGACUUGGUGUUCUGACUCUCCUGGCCAUCACAUCUCUACCCUCGGUGGGUAACGCUCUCAGUUGGAGAGAGUUCACUUUUGUACAGUCAGGGUUGGGGUACGCUGCCUUGACUCUCUCCAUCAUGCACACCCUCUUCUUCAGCUGGGACUUUGCUUUCUUCUCAUUUGCUUACCCUUACUACAUGCCCCCCACAUACCUGCUGGCACUGAUCCUGCCCUGUCUGGUCCUGGUGGGUCGGCUCUUCCUGGCGCUGCCCUGCCUGGCGUUCAGACUGGCAAAGAUACGUCGAGGCUGGGAGAGUCCAUGCCACCACCCUCCUCAGACCCAAGAGGACACAGCCAAUGGUGUGCUGCCCAGGGACUUGAGUGGUGAUGUGUGACGGUCCAAUCAAGUAGAGACUCAGUGCAAAUCCAUUUUCUAGCUCUGAUGAAAGGGAUAGUUCGUUGUACAUAUUUUGUCUGACACACACUAUGGCACUUUUUAAUGCCACUUAAUUUUAAAAUCAAAAUAAGAAACAAACUCAAGAAAAGUGUUACUAUUUUUCUAGAAACUGAAAUACUGAAAGGUUACCUCACAAGUCCAAUAUACAACUACCUUCUGUUAUGAUAAAUUAUGUACGCUCUUUGUUUAACUGGGUUAAGAAACAUGAACAGAAAUAUGUAUCAUUUUCACUGAGUAUCAUAGCAAGACAAUUCAUAUUUGACUAGACCUCUAAGCUUCUCUUGGGUUAAGUGAAGACAGAUGUGACCACUUUCUGGUCAAUUUCAGCAUGUUCAAAUCUCCAAACCCACUAUUCAACUAGAUUUACCAACCAGAAGUGCCUGAAUUGAGCCUCAACUGAGAAGCUGCACUUGACCCCGAAAUAGAAGAAGAAAAAUUGAGACAGAAGUCUGUAUAAGUGUAACGGAUGUGAAAUGGCUAGCUAGUUAGCAGGUACGCGCUAAUAGCGUUUCAAUCGGUUACAUCACUUGCUCUGAGACUUGAAGUAGGGUUUCCCCUUGUUCUGCAAGUGCCGUGGCUUUUGUGGAGCGAUGGGUAACGACGCUUCGGGGGUGUCAGUUGUGUGCAGAGGGUCCCUGGUUCGCGCCCGUGUCGGGGCGAGGGGACGGUCUAAAGUUAUACUGUUACAUAAGGACAUUGGAUUAGUGUUAGAGACCUAGUCAAUACAGUCCGUCUUUGCUGUUCAGCUGUGUGUUACAGCACUGUCGCUUCCAGACAGACAGUCUGUGUGCAGUGUUGUGGAAUAUCUUGAGUCAAAUAUUUGCACAGAUACCGGAACUUGUGAAUUCUUGUGAACUUGUGAAAACUUUAGUUUUUCCUGUCUUUACAUUGCACAUAGUCACUCCUUGUAUGUACAUGAACAACUCCUAUUGGCCUUAUAGUUCUCCCAUCUUUGCAUUACGUAUAGAAUCCCUUCCCUCUAUGCGAAAAUAACUCCUCUUGAUCUUUCUCCACCAUUAUCUUUCCAUCUCAGUUCUUACUUGUUAACACCCACAUCUGACAGCUGUAUAGGUUAUACAUUUUUUUUUUUACCGUUAUUUUACCAGGUAAGUUGACUGAGAACACGUUCUCAUUUGCAGCAACGACCUGGGGAAUAGUUACAGGGGAGAGGAGGGGGAAGAAUGAGCCAAUUGUAAACUGGGGAUUAUUAGGUGACCAUGAUGGUUUGAGGGCCAGAUUGGGAAUUUAAUGGUAUUCCCAAUGGUAGCAGGCCCUGUUCAUACAUGUUCCAUUCCUUAUAUAGCCACUCUGUCUUAGCACUUCAGUGGACAGUCUAAACACUGCCUGCUAAUAUUGGAGUCAUUAGUUUUGCUACUACAGCAGCUCCAGUCCUAACAGCAUUAUUAUGUAAGGAGACUGGACACAGUCACAAAACACACAACUACUGUCAACCUGGGAAAUGAACAAUUAACUGAAGGAAAGCGUCUUCAGCGCACACACACAUAAGGUGCAAUAUACACUCACCAGCCAGUUUAUUAGGUACACCACCCAGUUUAUGAAAAUGGAGACGGCAUUGAGGCAGUCACAGUUCGAUUGAAUGUUAAAACGAGUAACCUAAGCAACUGAGUGUGGUAUGAUCGUCUGGGCCAGGCGCGCUGGAUCCAAUAUCUCAAAAACAGCCUCACUCCUGGGAUUUUCACAUACGACAAUGUCUAGGGUUUACCGAGAAUGAUGCGACAAACCAAAAAUAUCCAGUCAGCGCAUUCCUGUGAGCGAAAACAGCUCAUUGAUGAGAGGUCGAAGGAAAAUGUCAAGAAUCGUGCACACUAACAGGCAGGCCAACAGUGGUGUGCAGAAAAGUAUCUCGGGAACGCACUCAUCGAUCUUUGUCCAUACUGGGUUCCACUCCUAUCAGCUAAAAAUAAGAAGAGGCUCCAUUGGGCACGCAAUCACCAACACUGUAAAAUUGAGGAGUGGAAAAACAUCACCUGGUCUGACAAAUCCCAGUUCCUGUUGAGUCAUGCUGAUGGCAGUCAGACUUUGGCAUAAAGCAGCAUGAGUCUAUGGACCCAUCUUGCCUGGUACAGUGUAUAGCUGUGAUAAAGGGCCUUUUUGUGAUUAAUUUGUGUGUAAUGCAGUACCUUAUUUACCUGUAAAAACUAGAAAGAGCAAAGCCAGUGGUUUCUCCUGGGAUAAGAGUACAUUUCUUUUUUCUAUUGAAUAUUAAAGCUUAUGUGCCAUAUUUGGACCCAUCUCAGCAAGGGGGAAAAUACUUCACUGUACUUAUGCAAUAAAGCUUUUUAGAUGCAUCUUUUCAAACCAGUGAUUUAAUUUGGAAUCAUGUUUGCAGUAAUAAGACAGGCCUUACAGGAAACUAAUAAGUACAAAGAAAAUCAAUGCACAACCAUAAUCAUAUUCAACACCACCAGAUAAAUGAUAAGUGCAUUUCAGUGGAGAUGUAUAUAAGAGGCAAAAACAUGUUUUAUAUAUAUGGCAUGUUAAAUUAAAAUACUCGAACUUAGGUCUGAAGGCACAUGUCACCCCCUCAAUCUUCCAUCCAUGUGUAUCCUCCAUGUCAGAUCAGAAUCCCCUCUUCCGUGGUGAAGUGUAAACACCCUUACCACCAGGCCGGUUGGGGGUUGGCUUUAAAGAGCUUAUAAUCCUCUUUCCUGAAGAAGGCCAAUUCUGUUUCAUUUGCUGAAACAAAAGAAACAGGAAUAAAAUAAGGCGCUUCACUUUGACAAUAUUUCAUUACCAGGAUGUUGCCUGAAUGCACAGUUCCAACUCAUAAAAUACAUGUAGUACACACAGUCUGAAUACUUAUUUACAUAAGUAAUCUUUUUUAUUUUUAAAACACUUGCAAAAAAAAUAAAAAGGGGUCUGAAUAA